GUCAUCACUGUCAUCGGCCCUCCCCUCCCUCUUGCACUUCGUAUCCGGAAAUGGGAGGCCGCUUCGUCUUGCUUCAGGGACUCAAAAGAUCCCCGCUUUCUCGCUUCCUCCAUUCCUUCUCGCCAAUCCCAACUCCCCCUCCUCCACUCCCUCUCAGGUUUGGCCUUCUUCUACCCUCCUUUAAAAGCUUUGAUUCUUUCGAUCCAUAUCGCCGUUCAUGGGCUUCGAGGAGUGUGAGCUACGGCUCGGUAAACCUCGUCCUGUCGGACGGGAAGCCGAGGUUCGAGACUCACGAGAUAGAGCCACCAAGGAAGGAGAGGUAUCGGACCAAGAAGCGGCUUAAGCUCCAGAGGAAGCGGGAGAAGCGGAAGCGGAGGGAGGCCAACAAGAAGGACCCUCGUAGGAUCAGACCCAAGGGAAAGAAGAAGACGGGAAAGUUUGCCACCGCCGAGGCAAGGAUUAAAUAUAAGAUUGAGAAGGCCAAAAUUAAGGAAGCCUUACUGAUUGAAAAGCUCAAGAAGUAUGAAGUUCCCAAAGUUCAAGGACCAAUGACCAAACCAGAAGACUUGACAGGCGAGGAACGCUUCUACGUCAAAAAGAUGGCCCAGAAAAAGUCCAAUUAUGUACCAGUUGGAAGGCGAGGCGUUUUUGGAGGUGUAAUUCUUAACAUGCAUUUGCAUUGGAAAAAGCAUGAAACAGUUAAGGUCGUCUGCAAGCCCUGUAAACCGGGCCAAGUUCAUGAAUAUGCAAAAGAGAUAGCUAGGCUGAGUGGUGGCAUACCAAUUCAAAUUAUUAACAAUAAUACAAUUGUAUUUUAUCGGGGAAAGAAUUAUGUUCAGCCUGAAGUUAUGUCACCUAUUGAUACACUGUCCAAGAAAAAAGCACUUGAAAAAUCAAAGUAUGAGCAAUCACUUGAGACGGUGAGGCGCUUCAUUGCAAUAUCCGAGAAGGAGCUUGAACUUUAUUACCGACAUGUUGCACUUUAUGGUGAUCCUAACUCAAGGAAUUCAGAUUUAGUGUAUGGUGAUGAUGGGCAAGGCCACUUAAAAGUGGAGGCAGGGAUAUCUACCUUGACAAAGGAAGAAAGUGUCUGUUCAACUAGUGAUGAUAAUUUGCAUAAAGAUCUCUCAAAUACUGAAGUUGAUCCUGAUGAUACUUUUGAAGUUGAUUCUUCAGAUUCAGAAAAUGAUGAUAUUAUUGCAGCUAUCUCAUGUUCAGAAGUUGAUUCUGAUGAUAUCCUUGAAAGUGAUUCCCAUGAUGAAAUUUUCACAGGGCCUGAAAUUGAUUCAGAAGGUGAAGAAGUAUCUGAAACAGAGACAGAUUCAGAGGAUGAAGAGAAAUACUCGGGGUACCAACACACCCAGCCUGAGAAAUCUGUUCAUCAUUCCAUCAAAAAAAGAGAAAUCUGUUCAUCAUGACUUUUAGAAAGUGGAUUUUACCAGAUCGAUCCAAUCUUUUGGCCGCUUAUCAAGAAGUUGCACACUGUAUAGACGAGAAGAAAAAGUACAAAUUCGCAAUUGUUCUUGGCUCAUUCACUUGCACAGAGUUUCUCUGUAUUGAAUUAUUGCUGUUUGUGGCUUUCAUACUUGGAUCCUUUUAGGCAGUCAGUGGGAGGAGAUGAAAUUUUCAUUGGCUUUUCAGUUUCCACAAUCAAGUUCAUCACCAGAAUGCUCGAUAUCUGCUGCAUGAACAGAACCCUUUUCUGAGAUGUGUUGGCUUCAAGCAUUGCGGCACGGUUGCCUGAAGUUCCUUCACUUGCUAGCUAGGAAGCCUUCUGCUAGAGGAUACUUACCAUUCAGAUCUGGUAGCAUUUACUGGAUGCCUUUCUGAUCAUACGGGCUCUUAUGAUGCAAGAGAAAUGGUUUGCACCUCAUAAAUCUGUUCAGACCAAGUUUUCAAUGGACAGGCUGAUGAUGAAGGGCACCGUACUGUUUAUUAUGUAGACAUGAUCCUGCGCCCUUUGAAGAAACUCAUUUGGACUCUCGAUCACCGUAUAUGUGAUGAUAUUUUCCAUGAAAGCAGAGAUGGUAGGGAUGUUAAAAACCAUUUUGAUAUCUUGAAAAUCUUGACAUUGUCAAGUCAGAGGCUUUCUCGAUAUCUCCAAUUCCAUCCUUCUGAUUCAUCUCCUUGCGGGCUUUCCGACUCGUGUAUGAGUUGCCAACCAAACAAGAUUUGUAUCAUUAAAGAGUAAAUCCCCAAGGUAGUGUUUGGCUUCCCAAAAAAAAAAAAGAAAAAAGGAAAAGGUUUAUUAUAAGCCCUUUUUUUUUAAUUUUUUCGUGGCCAAACUAUGUAAAGGAAAUAUGUAAUGUGUGUAUGUAUGUAUGUAUCAAACUUGCUUAUGUCCAUGAUCAUCAUUCCAAGAACAGAUUUUUAUAA
Molecule: messenger RNA, 2376 nt
Organism: Phoenix dactylifera (date palm)
Lineage: Eukaryota; Viridiplantae; Streptophyta; Magnoliopsida; Arecales; Arecaceae
Product: RNA-binding CRS1 / YhbY (CRM) domain protein
Molecular function (GO): RNA binding
Source: RefSeq, a predicted model, not a curated record